GCUAGUUCGGGGCUCGUUAGCAUGCUAGCUAGCAAAGCGGAGUUCGGCUCUGCAGUUUUGCAGUUACGAUGUUCAGAGUUGAGUCUCGGUGGUUUUUUUCAUGCAUGUUAUUUCGGUGGAUGUUUGCUUUGUCUUUUAAAUGUAGAAGUGCGGUAAAGAAGCGUAGGAGCGACAAAGUAGCUGAAGAAAACAAGCAAAAAAUACAGAAACUGAAAAACAGACUGGAGCGCCUCAGCGGUGUUAGCUUCAUUAGCCUGGUUGCUAACGCGGAGUCGUUUGCUAUUUCUCUGGCUUGCAGUCUGUUUUGGUUAGAUGGCUGUUAGCUAAGAUCAAAAGGACAGUAUGGCCACCACAGUUGCUGUCAGUCCCAGUGAAUAUCUUCAGCCCUCGACCACCACCUCUCAAGAUUCUCAGCCGUCACCUUUGGCCCUCCUGGCUGCCACUUGCAGUAAGAUCGGCCCACCUGCUGCCCAAGCUCCAGCCAGCGCUCCACCAGCCCAGCCAACCACACGCCGCCUUCACCCCAUCAAACCUGCUCCCAUUGCUCCAGCUCCACCCAAAAACCUGGGCUUUCUGUCAGCCAAAGGAAAUAUCAUUCAGCUCCCUGCAAGUGUAGGUUCUUCAGGAUCCAGUCCGAUCCUCCUAACUAUCCAGCCCCCAGCUCGCCAAGCAGGUACAUCUACUGCCAACGUUCAGUACCAGGUGGUGCCCCAGAUCCAGGGAGGUCAGACCAUUCAGAUGGUACCCCAGGGUGGACAGAUCCAGAUCAUCCCUGGGACCAACCAGGCUAUCAUCACCCCUGUUACAGUGCAGGCUGCUACUCCCACUUCCUCACAGAAGACCGUACCCAUCAAGCCAUCAACGCAAAAGCGUAGGCAGAACAACACAAACGUUACACCCGCCACUAACAUAGUGCGUUUGCCUAGUGGACUUGCUCUGCCGCUCAAUGUUGCUACAGGUGAAGUUGGUGCAACUCAGAUCGUCACAGAGUCAGCAGCCUCCUCACCGCGGCCAGUAAAAGGAAAGAGGGGGCGGAAGAGACUGGCUGCAGUAGUUGCUCCCCCGCCAGCCUCUCCUCCAGCUAUUGCUGAGCAGGUGGAAACAGUGCUGAUAGAAACAACAGCUGAUAACAUCAUUCAAGCAGGGAACAAUCUCCUGAUUGUGCAGAGUCCAGGAGGGAGCCAGCCCGUGGUACAGCAGGUGCAGUUGGUUCAGCAGAAAUCAGAUCAGCAGGUGGUGCAGAUACCACCUCAGGCCCUAAAAGUGGUACAAGCUGCCUCUGCAACACUCCCCCCUGUGCCCCAGCGAGUGCCAACUACUCCCAGUGUGCAAGUGGCUCCCUCAGAACCCACGCAGGUACUGAUUAAAACAGCUUCAGGUGAAUGGCAGGCAGUCCAGCUGCAGGAGACCAUUGUAACCACUCCACCGACACCUACCACCACUCCUGUCACGCCAGCUGCAGUGAGUAAGAAAGCCCAGCCGGGGGCACGGAAAGAGAGGACCCUUGCCAAGAUCGCCCCUGCUGGUGGUGGUCUGAUAACCCUUAAUGCAGCACAGCUCACUUCAGCAGCUCAAGCCGUGCAGACCAUUAAUAUCAACGGCGUCCAAGUACAAGGAGUUCCUGUCACCAUCACCAAUUCAGGGGGACAGCAGCACCUGACGGUACAGACAGUUCAGGGAGGUGGGCUUCAGCUGGGAAGUGUGCAGACGCAGGAGCAGCCGCUGAAGGUGGAGCAGACACUUACUCUUGAACUACAGAGCCAGCCAGGAGAGAAGAAACGGCGCAUGGCAUGCACCUGUCCCAACUGCAAAGAUGCAGAGAAAAGGCCGGGUGAGGUUGGGAAGAGGAAGCACAUCUGCCACAUAGUAGGUUGUGGGAAGACCUUCCGGAAGACGUCCCUGCUGCGAGCGCACGUGCGGCUGCAUACAGGAGAGCGGCCUUUUACCUGCAGCUGGGUCUUCUGUGGGAAGAGCUUCACACGCAGUGACGAACUGCAGAGACAUGCUAGGACACAUACAGGAGACAAGCGCUUCGAAUGCUCAAAGUGUCAGAAGCGAUUCAUGCGGAGCGACCACCUCACAAAGCAUUACAAAACGCACCUGAACACGAAGAACUUGUGAACACGUGCUUGCAGAAGUAUUUAAAAACUCUUAAAGAAAACCUUUCCCUGGGAAGGAACAGGGAUUGAGUCAGGGUGUUAAUGGAGGAAAAUCCCUCCCCUCAUCCAAAUCAUACACAUGGUGUGUUCUAGUCCAGGCCCCGUGUCUCAUUUUCAACUCAUCCCGUUUGUCAUAGGAGGGCUGGCCAUGUGUCUAACAUGAGGAUCAGGAAAGCGACACUGGUUGUGUAGUUUGGGAAUCCCUGAGUGUUUGGGUCAGUUUGUUCUUCCUCAGCAGGAAGCAGAAUGUGUGCACCGUGGAUCUCAAGACAUGAAUUGCAGCACCAACAAAGUACUCCAGCCAAGAAGCUCUGGGGUUUUUGUUUUCCCCCAUAUUAAGUUUUAGAGCAGUUUUAUGCGUUUUAUUUCGUUGAGCCUUUUGACUGGUCUGUAGCAGCUCAUGGACAGCUUUUAUGAUGUAAAUGUUUGCUUAUAUUCAGACAUACGGUAUAUUUGUACAUAUGAAAAUGCUUGGACUUGCUCUAUACUCCAGCCAUGGUGGGUGUUUUUUUUUUUUUUUGGGUCCCCCCCCCCCCCCCCCCCCCCCCCAGAAUUGAAAAGUUUGAAAUGCUCUUAUCCUCCUUACAUAACAUUUUGUAACAUUUAACGGCUGUUUAGAAUGAAUAUAUUUUGCUGUGACUGGACAAUCAUGCCCCGAGUGUGGAAGAACAGUUGAUGGACGCCAGUUAAGAAGUCGUAAAUUGAAAACUUCAGAAACGUAUACAGAAGAUAGCUGUACGGUAUUUAGUCAUAUAAUUAUUUAGAUGAUAUGUUCUGGACGUUUUAGAGUUGAUUAUCGAAUCUGAUAUUCAGAUGGCGAAGUUGGGAAUUGGGUACAAAUUUGUUACCUUUGUAGACAUAUGGACUUACCUUUGCAAACGCAAGACACUGUUGGAGGGAAAUGAACUUGAUGACUUGGCCAGAUCCAGCUAUAAUACAGUACAACUUCAUGUAAUUCAAACAGUCUGACAGAUAGAUACCCACGAGUUUUGGAAUGUAUUCCAGCCAGGACUAUAUCGAUGUUUAACGUCCAGUUUCUUAAGAGUACUUUAAGGAGAAAAUGUUUGUGCAUAGGUAUGUUCGUAUCGUGUCUCUGAGUACAUGCAGGUAUAUCUUGGAGACCACAAAAUGUAGGAUAUUUGUUACACAAACGGGUGUAUCGGCUGCUCUGGCCAAACCUGAAGAAAAAGGACUGUGUAUAUUGUAAAUGAGCAAAGAAGAGACAAUGUAUAGUUUCAUUCCUGUACCACACAAGCCUAUUAGAUGACCCUUUUUAUCAAUUUAAUGUUGCCUUAGAAAGCUUCACUCCCUAUUUAAAGAGGUUUCUGUCUAAUGAAAUGGAGCUGCAUUUGUAGAUUUGCUUUAUCUUUUGUCUAACUUGUAUUAUGAAAUGCCAACUUUAUGUGCACUGACCAAAUUCAGGGUUUUACUUUACUGGUUAAUUUUAGUAUUUUUCCCCCCCAUUCAAUGUUGUUAGGUGACUUUGUCAGAAUUGGAAAAAAGGCCCUAUUUUUAUCUUUCCUAGAUAAAUCUUGCACCUAAAAUGCCCGUCUCUGAUCACUAACAGUGGGCAACUAUUUCUAUCGUUAUGGAGGUGUUUAAACAGGAGAGCUUGCUACUUUUUCUACAGUCGGUCCAUCUUUCCCAAACUGACAAUAAAGCAUUCAAAUGACUGUUUGUUUGUUGCAAUGUGUCACUGCAAGUGCCCAUCAGCCAAUACUGUACAAUUUACUGAUUAUUCAGAGGCAUCGUUUGCAUAUCGAAGCCUUUUUGGAUAUCAUGAUUGUGAUAUUGAUUACAAAAUAAAGCCCUGUCCUCUGCUA
This is a messenger RNA of Neoarius graeffei (lesser salmon catfish), 3982 nucleotides long. RefSeq names its product sp2 transcription factor (gene sp2). Lineage: Eukaryota; Metazoa; Chordata; Actinopteri; Siluriformes; Ariidae. The coding region runs from base 343 to 2121 and encodes 592 amino acids. Gene Ontology annotation, molecular function: DNA-binding transcription factor activity, RNA polymerase II-specific; RNA polymerase II cis-regulatory region sequence-specific DNA binding. The record is from RefSeq and is a predicted model, not a curated record. The transcript is spliced from 8 exons. Gene Ontology annotation, biological process: regulation of transcription by RNA polymerase II.